AUGAAGAAUCUAGGUCUAUUGUCUGCCUUAGCCCUAAUAGGAUGCGCUGUGGCUGCUCCUCCAGGAGGUUAUCCACUCAGCAUCACCGAAUACUAUAGAGAUGCCAAAUUGGAUCAUUUUUCAAGUGGGGGAAACUCUGGAACUUUUAAAAUGAGAUACCUAGUGGACGCCCAAUAUUGGAAUCCCUAAAGUGGACCAAUUCUCUUCUAUGCAGGAAAUGAGGGUGAUAUCAUGGGUUUCUAUCAAAAUUCUGGAUUCAUGACUACAGUACUUGCUCCAUAAUAUGAAGGCUUGAUCGUCUUUGGAGAGCACAGAUACUUUGGAAAGAGCUUUCCAUUCGAUAAAUCUGUGGCUUUUGAUAAAGAUCAUAAUCAGUACCUUACAGUUGAACAAACUAUGAUGGAUUACAAUGAACUUAUCCAUGAAAUCAGAUAUCAGUAUGGUGCAAUGGAUAAACCAUGCAUAGUAUUUGGAGGCUCCUACGGUGGAAUGUUGGCUUCAUGGCUAAGAAUGAAGUUCCCACAAACCUUCUAAGGUGCUUAUGCAUCAUCUGCUCCCAUCUUAUAUUUCCAAGGUACACCAGGCUUUAAAGAGUCAGCCUUCGGAGAUGUAAUUACUCAAGACUACGCAAAAGCUAAUGCCAAUUGUCCAAAGAUCAUUCAAGAAGGAUGGGGAUAUAUCAAUGCUAUCUAAAAGAAAUUAGAUCCAUAAGAAUUAACAGAUCUCAGUACAAUCAUGAACACAUGUGCUCCUCUAAAGACAUCCUCAGACAUUGAUAACUUGUACAAUCAUUUAAUGAAUGGAUUCUCUUAUAUGGCAAUGACUGACUAUCCUUAUGAAACCAGUUUCCUAAACCCAAUGCCAGGAAAUCCAGUUCAAGUUGCAUGCGAUUAAUUAAAAGAUAUUGUUUACCCACCUCCUUCUUCAGAUUCAGUCAAGGAUUCUAAAGGUUUACCAGAUAGAUAAAAGACUGUACUGUAGGGAUUGCUCAAUGCUGCAAACAUCUACUUUAACUAUAAGCCACCUUUCAAAUGCACUAAUACUAGUGAUGUGGAUGGUACUGGCUAACUAGAUGGCGCUGGUUGGGAUGUCCUUGCUUGCAACUAACUUGCUAUGCCUACUACCAAUGGAGCUAGUUCAAUGUUCAAUGUAAAUGACCCAUUUGAUUACAAAGCAUACUCUGCUGAUUGCUUAAAGAAAUACGGACUUACUCCUAGAUACUAAUGGGUGUGGGACUUCUUUGGUGGUUUGAAUGUUGAUCUUGACUUCCAUUCUCACUCUAACAUAAUCUUUACAAAUGGAGAUCUAGAUCCAUGGUACACUGGUGGAGUCACUAAUCCAAUUAAGAAAAAUGACAAGAUCACAGUUAUUUUCAUGACCGGCUCAGCUCAUCAUCUUGAACUCAGAGCUCCAAAUGACUUGGAUCCAGUUGAUGUUAAAAAUGCAAGAACUCAAAUUGCUGCCAAAAUCAAGGAAUGGUGCGAUGAAUACUUCCCACCUCCUCCAAAGCCCUCUGCUUAACAAUUCAUCCAAUGA
This is a messenger RNA of Stylonychia lemnae, 1536 nucleotides long. The record is from the annotation of a GenBank genome assembly. Lineage: Eukaryota; Ciliophora; Spirotrichea; Sporadotrichida; Oxytrichidae.